Molecule: messenger RNA, 1506 nt
Organism: Aspergillus tanneri
Lineage: Eukaryota; Fungi; Ascomycota; Eurotiomycetes; Eurotiales; Aspergillaceae
Exons: 3
Coding region: 1-1506 (501 amino acids)
Biological process (GO): transmembrane transport
Cellular component (GO): membrane
Molecular function (GO): transmembrane transporter activity
Source: RefSeq, a predicted model, not a curated record
AUGUCGGUAUCGGGAAAACACACUGCCAUCGACGCAGCCUCGCCACCUGUUGCUGCCGGAAAAAACACCACCACUACCACCACUACCACCACUGGUCAGCAGCAAGAACGACUCAACGCUUUACGCGAAGAACAUGGAGCCACGUGGGAUUCCCCCGAGGACCCUCAUGAUCCCUAUAACUGGUCGUCCGGCCGCAAGAUCUUGGUUGCACUGAUAGUCUCCUUGGGUCAACUGGUCACGCUGAUGUCCACCAGCAUGAUGGCUGCUGCAUUGACCACGAUCGGGGUCGACAUCCACCUGGGCAGCUCUGCCACCCAGAUCGCCUUCUCCAUAUUCAUCCUCGGCCUGGCCUUUGCCCCGUUCUUGAUCGCAGCCCUGUCCGAAAUGUACGGGAGGCGACCUAUCUGGAUUGCCAGUAAUCUGUGGUAUAUCCUGUGGAACGCCCUGUGUCCGGUCGGUCACUCGGCAGGGCUGAUGAUUGUCGGCCGAUUUAUGGCUGGAUCAGGAGCCAGUGCCGGGAUUACCUUGACCGGCCCCAUUCUGGCUGACAUGUACCGCGCCGAAUACCGUGGCCGCUCUCUCGCCGUGGCAACCUUUAUACCCUAUCUGGGACCGGCCCUGGGUCCGAUCCUGGGCGGUGUAAUCGCUCAGCACCUGCAAUGGGGGUGGCUAUUCUGGAUCCUGUCCAUGUUCGAUGCUGUCAUCCUCGUGGUGGGGUGCUUCUUGCUGCCCGAAUGCUAUACUCCCCCUCUCCUCCGUCACAAGGCUGCGGUCGAACACCAAAUCUCAACCUCCGCCCUGAGCAACACCUUCUACCGGGAUCUGGCCAGCCAGCUCGGUCCCAGCCUGAUCCGGCCGCUGCGGCUGUUAGUGUACCGGCCGGCCAUCCAGGUGAUAGCGAUCGUGAUGGCGUUCAACUUUGCCAUCUACUGCCUGAUGCUCUCGACCUACGCCGAUCUGUGGAGGAAACAGUACGGCGAAUCACCCACGAUCAGUAGUCUCAAUUAUAUCGCUAUCGCUAUCGGCACAGUCGGGGCGUCGCAGGUGGGCGGUCACCUGAUGGACUGGAUCUACCGCGUCCUCCGCGACCGAGCCAACGGACAAACCAGUCCGGAAUUUCGAGCCCCCUUUCUCGUACCGGCCGUGCUGCUGGCCCCCACUGGCCUCUUCCUGUACGGCUGGUCAGCUGAGAAGCACCUCUCGUGGGUGGCUGUCGACGUGGGCACGGCAUUGUUCACCUGCGGCAGUUUUAUGCUGACGCAGGGCAUACUGGCGUAUUUGCUGGAUGAGUUCAAGCAUGCGGCAUCGGCAAAUGCGGCGGCGCGCAUGUUGUCCAACAUUCUGGGGUUCGUGUUUCCCAUCUUUGCGCCGCAGAUGUAUCAGCGGUUGGGAUAUGGAUGGGGGAAUAGCGUGUUGGGGUUUGUGUUUUUGGUGGUGGGCGACCCUCUUCCGGUGGUGUUGUGGGUCUACGGAGGGAGACUGAGAGCAUAUGGCCGAAAGCCAUAG